Messenger RNA from Thamnophis sirtalis, 879 nucleotides. NCBI's taxonomy places the organism in Eukaryota, Metazoa, Chordata, Lepidosauria, Squamata, Natricidae. The record is from RefSeq and is a predicted model, not a curated record.
AUGGGUGGCAUGUACGAAAGAUGGCUGGACACCCUGGUCUCAGCUCUUCAACAACGUGAGAAGGAAGCCAACGUGGUGGUAGUGAACUGGCUGGCUCUCGCCCAACAACUCUACACCAUCGCUGUCAACAACACAAGGGUGGUUGGCAAACAACUUGCAGAGCUGCUGGACUGGUUAGAGAAGAAGAAGGAUUUCCAACUGGAGAACGUCCAUCUGAUUGGCUACAGUCUCGGGGCCCAUAUUGCUGGCUAUACUGGAAACUAUGCCCGGGGCACUAUUGGAAGAAUUACAGAGAUUAAGGACCUUGUGAUAUGCGAACACGAGCGGUCAGUACAUCUCUUCGUGGAUUCGCUUGUGAACAAGGAUAAGCAGAGUUUCGCCUUCCAAUGCACGGAUUCGGGACGCUUCAAGAAGGGCAUUUGCUUGAGUUGUCGGAAGAAUCGCUGCAACAGCAUCGGCUACAACACCAAGAAGAUGCGCAACAAACGCAACAGCAAGAUGUACCUCAAGACAAGGGCUGGCAUGCCAUUCAAAGUUUUCCACUAUCAGCUGAAGAUCCAUGUCUUCAGCUAUAAAAAUAUGGAGAAAACCGAACCGGCAUUUUCCGUGACCUUCUAUGGGACGAGUGGAGAUUCUGAACCUCUACCUCUGGAAGUAUCUGAUCAAAUUGGCCUGAACUAUACCAACACCUUCCUGGUCUACACAGGAGAAGAUGUGGGUGAUAUUCUAAGGAUCAAACUCACCUGGGAAAUCACCAAGAAGUCCUGGUACAAUUUUUGGAGCCAAAUGAAAAAUUACUGGGCCAAGUCUGAGCCCUCAUCCAAAGAACUGCAGAUCAGACGCAUCCGAGUGAAAUCGGGUGAAACUCAGAAGAAGUAA